Messenger RNA from Staurois parvus, 4465 nucleotides. The record is from the annotation of a GenBank genome assembly. Lineage: Eukaryota; Metazoa; Chordata; Amphibia; Anura; Ranidae.
UUUUAACAGUUCUUUGCCCUAUGCUGUGCCAGAAUGGUGGUAUAUGUAUAAAGAAGGACCAGUGUUUGUGCCCACCAAACUUCACAGGAAGCUUUUGCCAAAUUCCGGUACCCCAAGGGAAUGGGAUAGCUGCGUUUUCCAUAAGGAACAGCAGCGAAGGGCAGAAUUCCAGAACUAAAUCUGUGUACACUUUGCCUUUAUCCAACCAUCAGCCAGAAAAAGACGGCCCUGUUUCUGUUGUGAAUGUCCAUGUUGAACACCCUCCAGAAGCCUCGGUGAACAUCCACCAGGUGGAGAGAGUAGAUGGUCGUGAGGGCCAGUCAAAUACUGGAAGCAGGGCUGUUUCACCAAAUCAGGCAAUCAGAAUUCCUAUACACAGAGUACAGGCUCAAAGUAGCCCCAGAAUCAAUGGCUUCUCAGAAACAUCUGGUUAUGGGUACUGCUUCAGAAGACUAGACAAUGGACAGUGCGCUUCACCUUAUCCGGGCCUGAGGACUCAGGAAAUCUGCUGUCGGGGUUCUGGAGUAGCUUGGGGCGUUCAUGACUGUACACCCUGCCCUGGAUACCAAGAAGGGGCUGUAGUUGGCAUUUUUUCAGAAUCCCCCUGUCCUAAGGGCUAUACCAGAAGCAAUGGAACAUGUAUAGAUAUUGAUGAGUGUAAAGAUCCAUCCUUUUGUCAGUUUGGAAAUUGCGUCAACACUAGAGGGAGCUUUACCUGUGUGUGCAAAGAAGGGUAUCUUCUGGAUUCCUCAAGAAGCAGCUGUAUAUCCCAUCAUGUGAUCUCAGAAGUUAAGGGCCCCUGUUUCCGGAUUUUGCGGGAUGGUGGCUGCUCUCUCCCUAUCCUCCGCAACAUCACCAAACAGAUCUGCUGUUGCAGUCGUGUGGGCAAAGCUUGGGGCAAAGCAUGUGAAAGCUGUCCUCCCUUUGGUACAGAUGGUUUUAAGGAGACCUGCCCUGCUGGGCCUGGAUACCAUUAUUCUGCAUCAGACCUGAAAAUCAACCACCGUUAUGUGGGGCUUGAUCAGGCCAGGGUACCAGUACAGCGUCAUCCUGGAUCCAGGACGGCUGUGACCACUGCUACCCCACCCCAGAGGCCCGUCACAAGUCGUUUCAUUGUGGAUGACAGGAGGCCAGACAGAGAACAGACCAGACCACAAACUCCGGACCAAAGGAUAUCCGACACUAUACAGAUUUAUAGACCAGACAGGACACAAAUACAGAUAAACAGACCUUCAGUGACACUUGAAAGACUUUCUCCCACCUCUCCCCCAGAACGUGUGGACACUGAGGUGGAGGUACCUCCUCAGGAGUCGACUUGUGUGAGCUGAACCCACAGAUCUGUGGUCCUGGGCGCUGUGAGCCACGUCCUGCUAGCUACACCUGUGUAUGUAACAACGGUUAUUGGUUGAGCACACAGGGCACCCACUGUAUCGACAUGGAUGAAUGUCGGCAAAGGCCAAGUCCAUGUGCCAAUGGACGAUGCGAGAACACCGUGGGCAGUUACCGAUGUGCAUGUUCUGCAGGUUUCAGCACCAAUCCACAAGGCACAGAGUGUACAGACAUCGAUGAGUGUAAUAGCGGGCAACAACUCUGCACCAAUGGAAGGUGUGAGAACACGCCUGGCAGCUACCGGUGUGUCUGCCCAUCGGGUUUCAGCCUUAACGCACAGGGCAAGGCUUGUGUAGAUAUUGAUGAGUGCCGCCUGACUCCCAGACGCCUGUGCCUGAAUGGCCGAUGUGAGAACACACCUGGAAGUUACCGCUGCGUCUGUCUGGCAGGGUAUACUGCCAAUGCACAGGGCACCGACUGCCAAGACAUCGAUGAGUGUCGGCAAACACCACGUCCUUGUGGAUCCGGCAGAUGCUUAAAUACACCUGGCAGUUUCCGCUGCUCUUGUCCUGUUGGUUAUCGGCUGAACCCACAAGGCAGUGACUGCAUUGACAUAAAUGAGUGUGAGAAUCCUGGAGCCUGCGCUGGUCAAGAGUGUGUCAAUACACCAGGGUCGUUUCAAUGUCGCCAGUGCCGUCCUGGGUACAGACUCCAGAACAGGCGCUGUGUGGAUAUCAAUGAGUGUCAGACUGAAUCCACUUGUGGUCCAAAUGGCAAAUGUAUCAACACUGACGGCUCUUUCCAAUGCGAGUGUGUGCCAGGCUUCCGCUUGAACAGCGAUGGAACUCGGUGUACAGACAUUAACGAAUGCCUGGAAGGGGAAUACUGUUUUCCACGUGGUGAAUGCCAGAACACAGAAGGCUCUUAUAGAUGUGUGUGUGCAGAGGGCUUUGUCACCAGUCCUGAUGGAUCAUCAUGUGUUGACAAAGAUGAAUGUCUGCAGGGAACAUUUUGUCAAGGGGGCCGGUGCACCAAUACCAUUGGGUCAUUCCAAUGUGCUUGCCCUACAGGACUUCGAGCCACUGCGGACAAAGUCAACUGUGCAGAUAUUGAUGAAUGUCAGGAGAGAGGGUCAUCUAUCUGUGGAACUCAAACCUGUGAAAACACACUGGGAUCCUAUAAAUGUAUAGCAGCUUGUGAUGCUGGGUACAGAUUGACUUCUUCUGGUGACUGUGCGGAUAUUAAUGAGUGUGCCAAUUCAACUAUCUGCGGAGAAAAUGCCAUCUGUGAGAAUCUGAUUGGCUCUUACCGAUGUACAUGUAACUGGGGUCAUGAAAUGUCCAGUGAGGGACAAAACUGUGUGGAUAUAGAUGAGUGUUUGGAAUAUGGGGAUUCCAUCUGUGGAUCUAUGCGAUGCCAGAACACACCAGGAUCCUACAAGUGUGUAAGCGACUGUGAGCCUGGCUAUCAGCUGUCAUUAUCAGGGGACUGCACAGAUGUUAAUGAAUGUGAGACUCUACAGGGUGUGUGCGGGACAGCUCUAUGUGAAAACGUAGAAGGUUCCUUCCUUUGCAUCUGCCCAAACAGCGAUGAAGAGUUUGAUCCAAUGUUUGGAAAAUGUAUACGUACAACCAGUGCUGCACGGCCUGCCUUUCCAAGCCAUUCUGGAGCUUCCCGUGUGGACUUUGUACCAACCUCAGGCUUAAAGGAAUGUUACUUCAACCUAGAGGACCCCAAUGUGUGUGGGAAUGUGCUCUCCAGAAACGUCAGCCAGGCUGAAUGUUGCUGCACUGUAGGCAAAGGCUGGGGUCAGGGCUGCCAAAUUCAAAGAUGCCCCAGCAUGGAAUCAGCUGAAUACCGAAGACUGUGUCCAGAGGGAGUAGGCUUUGUUACAUUAGGACAAGAAUACAGAGAUGUUGAUGAAUGCAAGCUGUUUAGUCCAGAAAUAUGUAAAGGAGGUGUCUGUCUCAACAAGUCUCCACUAUUUGCCUGCUACUGCCCGAAUGGAUAUUACUAUGAUGUCCAUCGCAUGGAGUGUGUCGAUAAUGAUGAAUGCCAAGAGGAGGAGGUCUGUGAAGGAGGCAUCUGCGUAAACACAGUAGGAUCUUAUUUCUGUACAUGUACCCCUCCACUUGUUCUUGAUUCUUCCCAGAGGAGAUGUGUCACCAAUACCAGCCAGGCCAUAGAUAACAAUAUAGCACUGUGCUGGCAAGCAGUCGGUGCUGAUUUGGUGUGUAAGCGCCCCCUACUGGACAGACAGACUACAUACACUGAAUGCUGCUGUCUAUAUGGGGAAGCCUGGGGGAUGAGCUGUGCUCUGUGUCCAGCAAGGGACUCAGAUGAUUUUGAGGCCUUAUGCAACGUCCUGAGAUCUCCAGGAUAUGGUAGUCCGGGAUCUCCUCCAGUAGACCCUUAUGAAUAUGGGUCAGAAUACGGAGCAGGUUAUGGUGUCCCAUAUGGAGCUGAUUCAUUCCCUAAUCCCCCUCCUAGAGUGGUAAGACCAGGAUAUGAAGCUUACCCAGCACCCCCUGGAGUAGGAUUUGGCCAACGUCCUCCAUUACCUUAUGGUCCUCGGGAUCCAGUGUACAGCCUUCCUCCUUACGAAUCUCCAGACUUUGAGUCUGAUAUUUCCUAUCCAGACUCUGGUAUAGAUGAACAAAGACCACCGUUCCGAAGACAAGAAAAUCCGUAUGACCCACGUCUGCAACCAUCUCCACCGCGCUCCAGGCCCAGGAGUCCUUCCAGGGUAGGAUUGGAAGAUGGACGCAGACCUCAGCCAUGGCGUCCUGGAGGACGUGACCUAGACAGCUGGAGAGCAGGCCUGAGAGAGGCAUAUGAUGACCGCUAUGAACAAUUUGAAGGACUACAAGCUGAGGAGUGUGGAAUCCUCAAUGGCUGUGAAAAUGGCCGGUGUAUCCGAGUUCCUGAGGGCUACACCUGUGACUGUUAUGAUGGGUACAGGCUGGACAUGACAAGAAUGGCCUGUAUUGAUAUAAAUGAAUGUGAUGAAGCUGAGGAUCUUUCUCUAUUGUGCCUGAAUGGGCAGUGCCGUAACACCGAUGGCUCAUACGAGUGUACCUGUCCCCGUGGAUUUGUCCUGUCCCGACAGCACUACUGUGUCCCCUCCCAGGACUAA